AUGUCUGAUAAUAUUCAAAUAAUACCAUCAACAUUAAUUAGGCCAUCUUUCCCGCCAAUUAUUUCUGCAAGCGAACUCGUUCCUAAUACUACACGUAGAGGAAAUGUUCCAACAAAGACUUGCAACGCAUUUUUUAUUUAUCGAAAAUCUUGCAUCCAAAAAAUGAUGGUUAAUCGACUUUCUAUUCCUAUGCCAGAUGCUUCGAUUAUUAUAAAAAUAUUAUGGAAUGAUGAGCCACAAUUAGUGAGAAACAAAUAUAAGCAAUUAGCUAAAGAAGCAAAAGAACUUCAUAAGACUCGAUAUGGCAUAAUCCCUAAUACUACAACUAAUAAUCAAUACGGCGUGAUUCCCGACAACACUUUGGGUUCGAUGAUGCUUAAUCCUAUGACUAAUAUUGCGGUAUUGCCUAAUACUACGACUAAUACUCAAUACGUGAUCCCCGACAACACCCCAAAUUCUUCGCUUGACUAUAUGACUAAUGUUGCGAACCAUAUGACUAAUAUUACGGUGUUGCCUAAUACUACUAAUACUCAAUACGGCGUGAUUCCCGACAACACUUUGGAUCCGAUGAUGCUUAAUCCUAUGACUAAUAUUGCGGUAUUGCCUAAUACUACGACUAAUACUCAAUAUGUGAUUCCCGACAACACCCCAAAUUCUUCGUUUGACUAUAUGACUAAUAUUGCGAACCAUAUGACUAAUAUUACGGUGUUGUCUAAUACUACUAAUACUCAAUAUGGCGUGAUUCCUGACAACACUUUGGGUUCGAUGAUGCCUAAUCCUAUGACUAAUAUUACGGUGUUGCCUAAUACUACUAAUACUCAAUACGACGUGAUUCCCGACAACAAUUCGGGUCCGAUGAUGCCUAAUACUACUAAUACUCAAUACGGCGUGAUUCCCGACAACACUUUGGGUCCGAUGAUGCCUAAUACUAUGACUAAUAUUACGGUGUUGCUUAAUACUACUAAUACUCAAUACGACGUGAUACCCGACAACACUUCGGCUCCGAUGCUAUGA
Messenger RNA from Ambispora gerdemannii, 1014 nucleotides. The record is from the annotation of a GenBank genome assembly. NCBI's taxonomy places the organism in Eukaryota, Fungi, Glomeromycota, Glomeromycetes, Archaeosporales, Ambisporaceae.